CGUAUGCGAGCGAACUGUGUUCGAUAGGUUAGAGUGGUGUUGAUUGUGUUCGAGGGAGAGCGCGGUCUUGUUUUUUUUUCCUCAUUAAAGUUCUUGUAAAAUCAUGCUCGAUCUUUUCACGAUAUUCAGCAAAGGCGGCAUCGUGCUCUGGUGCUUCCAGAGCACGUCUCAGAUUUUCGCACCCAGUAUCAAUGCUCUGAUCAGAGGUGUUAUAUUGCAGGAACGUACAGGCAAUCACAGCUUUGAGCAUGACUCCUUGCGGUUGCAGUACAAGCUUGACAAUGAAUUUGAGCUGGUAUUUGUAGUGGCAUAUCAGAAGAUAUUGCAAUUAUCUUAUGUGGACAAAUUCUUGAACGAUAUUCAUCUAGAGUUCAGGGAUCGCUUUAAGAAUGAGCUUGAAAGCUCGAGCUGGUUCACCAAUUUUGAAUUUGAAAAUGCCUACCGUCUAGUGCUUGAACGGGCUGAGCAAUGGUCGCGUACACAGGCUAAAAUACCGAAGCAAAUGCGCAGCUUUGACGAAAGUCAGAAGUCUAAAAAGACUGUCGCAAGUAUGAUUGAGAAAAAAGAGGAUAAAGAUGAUAAGAAACCAGGUAAAAAAAAGAAGGCAAUUAACUGUAAUGGGGAUUUUAAUACAAAAAUUCAAGAACCUCCAAAGCAAGAAUUGCUGAAACAGCAAACAGAGCAUAAUGGAGAACUUGAUGAAGAAGUCCUCCUUGCCAAUCGUUUGAAACUCGCCCAGAAAAAGGCAGGUCAAAAGAAGAAAGCUGACAAGCAGAAGAGUCCUAAACCUGAGAAAGCUGGCAAGAAACCGCGUAUUUGGGAAUUAGGUGGAACAUCCAAGGAUCUCGCUACGCUGGAACGAACGAAAGACAAGCCCGUAGAGAGUGGCGAUUAUGUGGCAGCUGAUACAGCUCUAGUUGGACAGAUGAAGGGUGGUAUACGCGAUCUCGAAGUAAACAGCGAAUCCGAGGAUAAUUCUGAUGAGGAGGAAAUAGAACAUUCCAAUUUGCAAAUGCAGAAGAAAAACUCGAGCAUGUUCUCCAUGUUCAAGAGUCUGGUCGGUAGCAAAUCUUUAAAACAGGAGGAUAUGUUACCAGUUUUGGAAAAAUUAAAGGAUCAUCUAAUCACCAAGAAUGUCGCUGCAGACAUUUCUCAGAAAUUAUGCGAUUCCGUUGGUGCAAAACUAGAAGGAAAGGUACUCGGUACCUUUGAUAGUGUAGCAAACACUAUAAAGGCCACUUUGACGGAUGCCUUAGUACAGAUACUAUCACCCAAAAGAAGAAUUGAUAUUCUACGAGACGCUUUGGAAGCGAAGAAGAAUAAUAGACCUUAUGUCAUGACUUUUUGCGGUGUUAACGGGGUCGGCAAGUCGACGAAUCUAGCAAAGAUCUGCUUCUGGCUGAUUGAAAACAAUUUCCGCGUGUUAAUUGCUGCAUGUGAUACGUUCAGAGCUGGAGCAGUCGAGCAACUGAGGACACACAUGCGACAUCUGAACGCCCUGCAUCCACCAGAGAAGCACAGAAAUCAGACAAUGGUGCAGCUUUAUGAAAAAGGUUACGGAAAGGACGCUGCGGGCAUCGCCAUGGAGGCAAUUCGCUUUGCGAAAGAUUCUAAGAUGGAUAUAGUCCUAGUUGACACCGCUGGCAGAAUGCAGGAUAACGAACCAUUGAUGCGAGCUCUGGCAAAAUUGAUAAAGGUGAACGAACCGGAUUUAGUAUUGUUCGUUGGAGAAGCUCUCGUCGGUAAUGAAGCUGUUGAUCAGCUGGUGAAAUUUAAUCAGGCCUUAGCCGACUACAGUCAGUCCGCUAAUCCUCAUAUGAUCGAUGGUAUUGUGCUGACAAAGUUUGAUACAAUCGAUGAUAAGGUGGGCGCAGCAAUCACAAUGACAUAUAUUACUGGCCAGCCUAUUGUUUUUGUUGGAACUGGCCAAACUUACACCGAUUUGAAGUCAUUGAAUGCCAAAGCUGUAGUGCACGCUUUGAUGAAGUGAAUGUUAUAGAGAAUAAUAAAUCUGAAAACAUUCUAUCAAAUACAUGUAUAAUCUAAUAUAUGUGGAAUUACUUUAAGUUUUAUUUUGUUAUACAGUGUUACAAUCAAA
Messenger RNA from Nylanderia fulva, 2098 nucleotides. Its product is annotated as signal recognition particle receptor alpha. The record is from RefSeq and is a predicted model, not a curated record. NCBI's taxonomy places the organism in Eukaryota, Metazoa, Arthropoda, Insecta, Hymenoptera, Formicidae. Gene Ontology annotation, molecular function: ATP hydrolysis activity; GTPase activity; GTP binding. Gene Ontology annotation, biological process: SRP-dependent cotranslational protein targeting to membrane; intracellular protein transport. Gene Ontology annotation, cellular component: endoplasmic reticulum membrane; signal recognition particle receptor complex.